Penicillium cosmopolitanum is the source of this 402-nucleotide messenger RNA. RefSeq lists its product as uncharacterized. Bases 1 to 402 code for a protein of 133 amino acids. The record is from RefSeq and is a predicted model, not a curated record. The transcript has 2 exons. Lineage: Eukaryota; Fungi; Ascomycota; Eurotiomycetes; Eurotiales; Aspergillaceae.
AUGGCCAUCCGUAUUUUUAUUAAUCAGGAUCAUGAGAGUUGGGAGGAUCUUCGGGAUGACAUCGUCGUCAAUCUUCAGAAGUACUCUCAGCGGGCUACGCGCGUGGAGAAGGUUUCUCGCCGCUUGAAAAGUAACCUUAAGCACCGUGCUCUGGAGAACGAUGAAGCUGCUAUCAUUCUUUCCAUGCUGUAUAUUCACGUCAACAGGAUGGCGAUUAGAGCUGACGCGCGGGUUCAGAACCAGAGCACGCAGUUCAUUGCUAGACAGAUGGCUAAUAUGUAUGGAUCCCCUACCAGCGCGAGUCAGCGUGAGUCUGAGACCUUCAUUGCUUGGAACAUCUUGAGCGCCCCAUUGCCUCAUUGCCAUUGCAUUACGUGCUUGGCAGACAAAUCCGAGGCCUGA